AUGCCUUACAACACAACUGCCAUCCCUCCCAAAAAAGAGCCCACUGGGCAAACUCAGCUGCCUCUAUCAAGAGUGAAAAAAAUCAUUUCACAAGACUCCGAUAUUAACAUGUGCUCCAACAAUGCCGCUUUCAUUAUCACCUGCGCUGCUGCAAGUUCUUCCCCAUGUCCAUCUCACUCCCUAGGGGAUUCACAUCGCUGA
This is a messenger RNA of Clonostachys byssicola, 201 nucleotides long. The record is from the annotation of a GenBank genome assembly. Lineage: Eukaryota; Fungi; Ascomycota; Sordariomycetes; Hypocreales; Bionectriaceae.